Penicillium robsamsonii is the source of this 852-nucleotide messenger RNA. It is a transcript of the gene fgaFS, whose product is annotated as festuclavine dehydrogenase easG. The record is from RefSeq and is a predicted model, not a curated record. The transcript has 3 exons. Lineage: Eukaryota; Fungi; Ascomycota; Eurotiomycetes; Eurotiales; Aspergillaceae. Bases 1 to 852 code for a protein of 283 amino acids.
AUGACCGUCCUCGUCCUCGGUGGCCGAGGCAAGACCUCCUCGCGCUUGUCCUCCCUUCUGUCUAACUCCGGCUUCCCCUUUGUUCAAGCAUCGCGCUCCCAGUCCGAAGGCGGGCCCCAUCGCCAAUGUGCCUUCGACUGGCUGGACGAGACGACAUGGGCGAACCCGUUCACCGCGGUCUACAUGGUCGCCCCCCCCCCCCCCCCCCCCCACCAACUCACGGACAUGUUCCCGCCCAUGAAGGCCUUUAUCGACUUCGCUAGAACGACAGGCGUUCGGCGCAUCGUGCUCCUGAGCGUGAGCAUGCUACCCCGGGGCGGGCCGUCCAUGGGGUUGGUGCAUAACUACCUCGCCGGCCUGGAGCCGGAGGGGGUCGAGUGGGCCGUGUUGAGACCGAGUUGGUUUAUGGAAAACUUCUCCGAGCUACAACACCGCGGAUCCAUGGCCGCAGAGAACAUGAUUUACUCGGCCGCACAGGAUGGAAAAAUCCCCUUCGUCUCAGCCGAGGACAUCGCCGCCGUCGCUUUCCGUGCCUUGACGGAUCCAGUUCCACAUAAUACCGACCACGUCAUCCUAGGACCCGAGUUGCUCACAUAUGACGACGUUGCGCAAAUACUCAGCACCCUCUUGGGCAAGACCAUCGUCCAUGAGAAACUCUCGGAGUCAGAUCUAACCAACCGCUUCGUCAUCCAGGGUACACCGCUGGGUUACGCUAAAAUGCUGUCCGCUCAUGAUACCGCGAUCUCCCAGGGCGCGGAGGACCGACUGAAUACGGUCAUUGCAGACAUUACGGGGAGAGAACCGAAGAGGUUCGUCGAUUUUGCAAGGGAGAACAAAAGUGCCUGGCUUUGA